GGCCCCGCCUCCCUGUGACACCGCCCGUCACGAGGGGCGGGUGGAGCCGUGCGGAGGCCCCGCCCCCCCGCACGCGCAGUGGCCACGCGGAGGAGGCUUCCGGUCGGCGCCGGGCUCGCCCCUCCCUUUCUGCUCGCGGGCGGCCAUCAUGGUGUUCAAACGCUUUGUCGAGAUCGGCAGAGUUGCCUUCAUCUCCUUUGGGCCACAUGCUGGCAAGCUAGUGGCCAUUGUGGAUGUUAUUGACCAAAACAGGGCACUGGUUGAUGGCCCCUGCAGUGGUGUCAGGAGGCAGGCUAUGCCCUUCAAGUGCAUGCAGCUGACUGACUUUGUUCUCAAGUUCCCACACAGUGCUCGUCAGAAGUGCGUGCGACUUGCCUGGGAGAAGGAAAAUAUAAAUGAAAAAUGGGCAGCGACAAGAUGGGCGAAGAAGAUCGAAGCCCGAGAAAAGAAAGCCAAAAUGACCGACUUUGAUCGCUACAAGGUUAUGAAGGCAAAGAAAAUGAGAAACAGGAUCAUCAAGCAUGAAAUGAAGAAGCUCCAGAGAAUGGCUUCUAAAAAAGGCAAGAAGCCUGAGAAAUCAGGGAAGCCAGAGAAGGCGCAGAAGCCGGAGAAGUCAGGGAAGCCAGAGAAGGCUCAGAAGUUAGAGAAGGCGCCAAAAGCACAGAAGGCACAGAAAUAAAAUGAACUUCUGGUUGUAUAUGA
Molecule: messenger RNA, 702 nt
Organism: Cuculus canorus (common cuckoo)
Lineage: Eukaryota; Metazoa; Chordata; Aves; Cuculiformes; Cuculidae
Gene: RPL14
Product: ribosomal protein L14
Exons: 6
Coding region: 149-679 (176 amino acids)
Biological process (GO): ribosomal large subunit biogenesis; translation
Cellular component (GO): cytosolic large ribosomal subunit; ribosome
Molecular function (GO): RNA binding; structural constituent of ribosome
Source: RefSeq, a predicted model, not a curated record